Delphinapterus leucas (beluga whale) is the source of this 5701-nucleotide messenger RNA. Lineage: Eukaryota; Metazoa; Chordata; Mammalia; Artiodactyla; Monodontidae. The record is from RefSeq and is a predicted model, not a curated record.
AAGGUGAAUCUACAGCAAAUCUCACCAGAGGACACCAACUCCAACCGUGGAGACAGAGCAGGAAGCCAGAGGGUGAGGCCCCGCAGAGCGGCGGGUUGUUAUAAGGGCAGGUGCUGGGACAGACAGGGACGAACUUAGUACGCAGCACAGCGAGGGUGAGAGGCCAGGUCUGCUUCCUUACCUGUAAGAUGGAGUAGCCAUGAUCCUCUCCAAGGAGGGGCCCCCUUGGAGGAAAGGCACGCACCGCACUCGGCCCAGGCCAGCACUUCGUGCUCACUAAGCGCUCAGGAUGUGGAUCCAGCGGUUGUGACCAUGAUCAUCAGGACAGCGUUCCCUGUCCCCACUGAGCCGUCAGCAUAUCAAGAAGAAAACUUGGAAGAUUUAGAUCUUCAUUUCUUCCAUAGUUGAAGAAGAUACCUCUUCCACCUUGGCAAGGCUCUUUGGCAUCCCACCCUGGAAGGAUAUGGCCAAGUUUGAUGAGAAAGGUUGACCCCACUUUGGGGCAGGAUCGCACCUGGGACGGUGCAGGCAGGCCUCUGGCUUGCCCCAAGCGCUUCCCAACAUGCCUGCUUUUCCCGGAAGAAAGUGUGAGAUGCCCAAACGGACCAUAUGGUUUGGAGCGAGAGCCUUGGAGCCCACAGACAAUGGGGAAGUGAGAGGCCCAGCCAGUCUGUCCCGCGGCGCUGAUUCCAUGACCCACACGCCCCUGAUGGCUGAUUCCUGUUCCUGCACCAGGGGAAUGCCUGCACCUCCUCCCCACUCUUCCUGAGGAUGAGGAAGUUGAGGAGGAGGGGAAAUAAACCAGUCGGUCACACUUCAGCUGGCACUGGCCAGGAGCUGCUCUGUGCCGAUGCAGACAUGAGCACCCAUGAGGACGCAGAGGCCGGAACAAUGAUGGAGAAACUGAGGUCGGGAAGGAAGAGUGCAUCCAGAGACGCACAGCAAGUGGGGAGACCUGUGCCAUCUCUGCGGACGGAACACGUUGCUGGUUCUCGUGCCCACGCCCCACCCCCACCCAGAGGCUGACGAGUGUGUGCUGUGCGUGUGCUGGGUGAGGGGAGCGAAGGGACACCACAGCCCUUCUGAGAGGCUGGACCAGCACAGGCCUCAGCCUCCCCAGGCAAGCCCGCCAGGUUCCCACAGAAAGCAAGGCUGGUGUGCAAGGAGCCCAGGCCCACCUCAGGGUGGGCCAGGGAGGUGUGUCCAGGUGAGAUGCAGCUAGCCCCCAGAUGGGUCCUCCGUCCACUCACAGGGGCAGCAGGAGGACUGCGGACCGCCGAUAGACAGCAGAUGCCACCGCCCACAGAGUCACCUGGCCAGCCAGGGCCCUGGAGCUCAGACUCCAAGCCUUCAGCCUCCUCUCCCACAGCAGGCGAGCUCUUUGGCUCCCGUGCUCUCUCCUGCCUGGGGUCACUCAGCUCUGCCCUCUACCUGUGAUGUGAUGGAUGCCCUCUCUACUGCCUCCGCAGGCCAAAAUCCAGAUCGUCUUUUUAGGACCAGCUCCUUCCUGAGACUUCAGAGUCUGGCUCCUUUUCUUUUCAUCUCAGGCAUGAGAUGAGGUUUCCUGGUCUUCCUCAGAGUUCUGCCCCUGAAGUUUGAGCCGGCUGGUGGAGGAGACUCGCCGCACAGUGGCAGAGAUGGGGCCGCCAUUCCCAACACAGACUCCUCUCUCACCAACCGAGUCACCAGCUCUCUGCACCCCAGGCAGUUCAGCACACAGCACUGCUCAGCAGGGGCCGCUGGAUGUGACCUCAAGAGCUGCAGUGGAGUCCCCCCGCCAUCGCCCACCCCACACCCCUCUUCUCCUGAGGAAAUCCCUCAAUCCCAGAUUUCCUGGUCCCCGACUUGCGCGGCCUCCGCUUGUCCUCAGCACAAGCCCGCUUAUGCCCAUCAGCUGAGAAGGAAAGGGCAGGCUUGCCUUGUUCUCAGAUGUGCACAGAGCCAUCUCAGCCCACAGGACCCUGGCAGGGAGGCAAGGACUGAGGGCAGCCCGGGGCGCUCCCCUUGAUUCCUGAGACAUCUGCUCCAGCAAACCUAAGAAUGUGAGCGUAGUUGGCAAAGGUUAAUACCAUCUCCCUGAUGGUGGAGAAGCUGAGUCAGAGAAGUUAGGACAUUUAUGCACAGGGGCCAGGGCAGGGAGGGGGCAGGGCUUUGGGGAAAGUCACCUCCACUUUCUGAGGCUUGACCAGGAGGCAGCACCUCGGUUAUGAGCUGGGUCCUGGAGUCAAACAAAAGGUGUGAAGCCUUAAUCCUCCACUCACGGAGGUUUUGUGUGGGUUUGGAGAAAUUGCUUAACUAAUCUGAACUUCAUUCUUCUCACCUGCAAAGUAGGGAAUUGCCUCACAGAAUUUGAUGAGCUAGUGUAGGAGGAACAUAUAGCACUGGCCCAGCUUGGAGCCCUGAGGUGGAAAAGAACCUGGUAAAUCUGAGGCCUGGAUGAGUCAAGGCAGGUGAAGAGAUGGAGGUGUCACCUCUUCUUACUGGGGGCUCUCCCUCCAAGUACAGAGUCAGCUCCCAGGAAGCCUCAGAUGGGUCCACAUCAAGCCCCUCAGAGGUCCGCUCUGGCACCCUCAGACUCCUCCUGAGCCUCCCGUGUCAGUGCAUCUUCCGUUGCCCAAGUGUAUACUGGCUCUGACUCUGCCAGCCCAGUGCCAGGGAAACUGGGCCAGGAACCUCUCCCCCUGCUGCAGCCAAGCCUGUCCUUUCCUCCUGGGAGUUCCAAGUGCUGUGCAGCAGCGCCCUCUGCUGACAGAUCUUAAGAAGACACCCACAGCCGGCAUCUCCAUGGCCCAGAACUUUAGACUUCUCUGGACACUGAGGAGGCCCGUCUCUACUCUACAAAAAGCAGAGGGGAAAUUGAGCCCUGGACUUGCCCAAGGUGCCCAGUGAGCAGCAGCACCAGAAGCAGAGCCCAGGCAGCCCAGCCUCCCAGCCUCCCAGCAGCUGUUUUGCCCCCUCAUUUCACAGCCACUCGCCUCUGUUACUUGACUUGGAGCAUCAAAUUGAAGGGGCACUGGACCAAAUACAGAACAUGCUCUGAACAGACUCUCUCAAAGAACUGUCAGUAAAAGAACGAAUCCUGCGCCAAAUGAGAAACUCCAGUGGCACCUUCAAAAUCACUCAUCAGAGUCAGGGAAGGGACCCCAGAGCUCCCAUUGUCUGAGGUCGGCACAGGAGUGGUGCAGCAGGUACAAACAAGCAAAGAAGAAAGACAAAGCAUGCAUGUGUCCCACUUCAUUCAUUCAUUCGCACUCAAUCAUUAGUCAUUACCGUUCACCUGCUCUGCAGCAGGGGCUUAGAAUGCAGCGACAGUGGACAAGGCGGACAGCUCCUACCCUCCUGGGCCUCCCAGGCAUUGCACAAAGACUGGCCAACACGGCGAGGGCUGGAAGGAGAAGCAGGGAGCCUCGAGAGGGGCAAUGGGAGAGCCCUCUCUGCAGGGGCUGUUUCAGCUUAGUCCUGAGGGAGGUAGAGCUGGCCUUGAGGAUGGCAAGAGGAGGGAGCUGCAAGCAGAGGGAGCGAUUAGUGCAAAGGCCCUGAGCUGGAAAAGCAUCUGGAACUUUUGAGGGCCUGCAAGGAGCCGGGCUUCUGUGACACGCCAAGAAAGACCCUGGUCUCUUCUGCUCUGCCUUGUAUCAAGACUCCCUCUUUGACUGCCAGCAGUCAGCAGGCCCUUCAGACUUGGUCUCCAUGGCCUUCCUUUUUAAGGCCCGCUGAGCAGUGAUGUCCACCAGGCCUCUGCCAGGCUCUGCAGGUCCAGAGGAGAAUAAGGCAGUGCCCUCUUCUCGGCGUGUCCACAGUCCUGACGGGAAGGCAGACUAUAAUCCAUAGAGCGUGACGGCAGUGCUAUGCAUAUGCCUGGAAUGUUCUGGAAAUACAGUUGAAAGAUAGCAGAUCCAGCAUGGAGUGGGCCGUCAGUGCUUCAAGGAAGGGCUAUCAGGAGAAGCUGAGCUGAGUUUCAAAGGAGUAAGGACUGAGGGGACGACAAUCCGCCUGGCACCCUCUAGGUGGUCCUCCAAAAGAGCAGGCAGGCCUUGGUGAACUGGCAGGCUCUCCACCUGUGGACUGGCUUCAAGUGUCUCGGAGGAGAUGUGAAGAACUACCAUAACUACCGGUGGACACUCCCUCGCCCGGCCCGCGCGCUGCGCCUUUAAGGUCUACUGGGGGCGUGAUGUCAGCUGCCCGCGGGCACUUGGAGCGCGAGCCCGGCGGCCCGCGCGCUUCGGCGAUUCCGAGCCAUUCCGAACCCGUUGUGGAGAAGGACCUGCCUGCCGGUAGCUCCGCGUCCCUGACUUCGCCCGUCCGGCGCGCUCGCCCGUGGGCCAUGACCAGCAGACCCUGAACGGGCACCGAGCCGGCUCCGGGAACGCGAGGCUCCGCGGCCCCGGCCAUGGGCAACUUCCAGCUGGAAGACUUUGUGGCGGGCUGGAUCGGAGGUGCAGCGAGUGUCAUCGUCGGCCACCCUCUGGACACAGUCAAGGCUCGCCUGCAGGCCGGCACUGGCUACGGGAGCACCCUUAGCUGCAUCCGCACUGUGUACAGGAGGGAGAGCGUGUUUGGCUUCUUCAAGGGCAUGGCCUUCCCCCUCACCAGCAUCGCUGUCUACAACUCAGUGGUGUUUGGGGUCUUCAGCAACACACAGAGGUUCCUCAGCCACCACCGGUGCCAGGAGCCCGAGGCCGGCUCACCCCGCGUGCUGUCUGACCUGCUCCUAGCCAGCACGGUGGCUGGCGUGGUCUCUGUAGGGCUGGGUGCGCCCGUGGACCUCAUCAAGAUCCGGCUGCAGAUGCAAACACAGCCAUUUCGGGAAGCCAACCUCGCUUUGAAGCCCAGGGUGGCAACUCUUGGGGAACAGCCAGCCUACCAGGGGCCUGUGCAUUGCAUCAUAACCAUCGUGCGGACUGAAGGCCUGGCAGGGCUGUACCGGGGCGCCAGUGCCAUGCUGCUGCGGGACGUCCCGGGCUACUGCCUCUACUUCAUCCCUUAUGUGUUCCUGAGUGACUGGAUUACGCCCGAGGCCCACACAGGCCCCAGCCCCUGUGCUGUGUGGCUGGCGGGAGGCAUGGCAGGAGCAAUUUCUUGGGGGACAGCAACUCCUAUGGAUGUCGUGAAGAGUCGACUGCAAGCUGACGGGGUUUAUAUAAACAAAUACAAAGGUGUCCUGGACUGUAUCUCCCAGAGUUACCAGAAGGAAGGUCUUAAAGUGUUUUUCAGAGGCAUCACGGUCAAUGCCGUGCGGGGCUUCCCCAUGAGCGCGGCCAUGUUCCUUGGGUACGAGCUCUCGCUGCAGGCGAUCCGCGGGGACCACGUGGCGACCAGCCCCUGAGCGCAAGAGCCAGCAUCACCUGACCAGGGCCUCAUUCUGCUACAGCUGAUACUGAUGGCGGCAUCUCUAGAACCUGCGGCAGCGAAUUUACUGAAGAGAAAGAACGCCUCCCCGCCGACCCUCAGCCAACCGGUCUCACCUCCGGAAUCCCUGCUUUCCCAGUUGCAAGCACUCUUCCUCACCUCUGGGCUGGGGCCCCUGAGCUGCUGCCUUGGAAGGACCUUUGAUUCAUGACCAUCUAUUGCAGAUCCUCACUGGCACCUGAUAUCAAGCAGGAUCAAAUAGACCCUGCCCCCAAGACUGCUGUAAACUCACUGGGAAUUCACAGAGGAGCUGGAGUUGUCUCGAAGCUCCCAAAUAAAAACAUUUCUGUAU